AUAUAGGAGUUGUCCGAGAGUAAGAAGUGAGUUAGUGGCAACAAGUAGAAGAAAAGAAAUGGGUAUUGCAAUGGCAACAAGGCCGUUACGCAUAGUCAAACCAUACGGUUACGCCGCCUUUGCUUAUCUCUCAAUACAUCUCAAUGCUUCUUCAACACCUAAACCUUCCUUUCUCCGUUCCUUUCCUUUUCCAUCUUCUCCCUUCUCCUCGCGCCACCGCCGUCUCUUCUGCACCGCUACUCUUCCUUCCGCCAACGACACCGCCAACAAGGUUUCACAAUUCCGGAAGAAGCUCAAAGUCGCCGAUGUAAAAGGCGAUCAACUCGAUGUCAUCGGCCACACCCUCGUCAUUACGGGAUGGGUUCGCACUCUUCGCCUUCAGAGUAGCGUCACUUUCCUUGAGAUUAACGAUGGUUCGUGUCUUUCUAACAUGCAAUGUGUGUUGGACUCUGAGGUUGAAGGUUAUGAUCAGGUAGAAUCUGGCUUCAUUACUACUGGUGCCUCUGUGUGGGUGCAAGGAGUUUUGGUCAAUAGCCAAGGAACAAAACAGAAAGUGGAAUUGAAGGUCAACAAAAUAGUAUUGGUUGGCAAGAGUGAUCCCUCCUUUCCCAUCCAAAAGAAACGAGUCAGCAGAGAAUUUUUAAGAACAAAAGCACAUCUUCGUCCAAGGACAAAUACUUUCAGUGCAGUUGCAAGGGUUAGGAAUGCAUUGGCCUAUGCUACACACAAGUUCUUCCAAGAAAAUGGGUUCAUAUGGGUGUCAAGUCCUAUUAUCACAGCUUCAGAUUGUGAGGGAGCGGGUGAACAGUUUUGUGUUACUACCUUGAUACCAAAUUCUCAUGAAACUUCUGAUUCUCCAGUUGAUGCUAUUCCAAAAGUGAAUGACAGAUUAAUUGACUGGUCACAAGACUUUUUCGGAAAACCAGCGUUUUUGACUGUCUCAGGCCAACUCAAUGCUGAAACUUAUGCUACUGCUCUUUCUGAUGUGUAUACGUUUGGUCCCACAUUUCGAGCAGAAAAUUCUAACACUUCAAGGCACUUGGCUGAAUUUUGGAUGAUUGAGCCGGAGCUUGCAUUUGCUGAUCUAAAUGAUGACAUGGCUUGUGCAACUGCCUAUCUCCAGUUUGUAAUAAGACACAUUCUCGAUAACUGCAAGGAAGACAUGGAGUUUUUUAAUACAUGGAUUGAUAAAGGAAUCAUUGAUCGCUUGAGUGAUGUUGCAGAAAAAGACGUUUUGCAGAUAACUUACACUGAAGCAGUAGAUCUUCUGUCACGAGCAAAUAAAAAAUUUGAAUUCCCGGUGAAAUGGGGUUGUGAUCUGCAGAGUGAACACGAGCGAUAUAUAACUGAAGUGGCAUUUGGUGGAUGCCCUGUUAUAAUCAGAGACUAUCCAAAGGAUAUUAAGGCAUUUUAUAUGCGACAAAAUGAUGAUGGAAGGACAGUUGCAGCCAUGGACAUGUUGGUUCCAAAGAUUGGUGAACUUAUUGGUGGAAGCCAAAGAGAAGAGCGACUUGAGCAUUUAGAAGCUCGUUUAGAUGAUUUAAAGUUGAAUAAGGAUGCAUAUUGGUGGUAUCUUGAUUUGCGUCGUUAUGGUUCAGUUCCUCAUGCAGGCUUUGGUUUGGGCUUUGAAAGACUUGUCCAGUUUGCAACCGGAAUGGAUAAUAUAAGAGACGUGAUUCCUUUUCCUCGAACACCUGGCUCGGCCGAGUUCUAGACCUUGCAGAUUUUUUUAUGAAGCUAUUCUAUAAAAUGUUUUUCAUUUUUUAAAAAGAGCAAAAUAAAUUAUUUAGUGGUGUUAUUUAAAAAAAUAUUUGAGUGAGAAAGCAAAAUAGUUUGUAACUAUUAAUAUAACUAUGUAUUCUAAUUUAGUCAAAUGAUUGUUGUUUGUAAGAAUUACAUUAUUUGAUUCUUUUAGUAGUUUAUUAGUUGAGUUGUAA
This is a messenger RNA of Cicer arietinum (chickpea), 1937 nucleotides long. Its product is annotated as asparagine--tRNA ligase, chloroplastic/mitochondrial. Gene Ontology annotation, molecular function: ATP binding; asparagine-tRNA ligase activity. The record is from RefSeq and is a predicted model, not a curated record. NCBI's taxonomy places the organism in Eukaryota, Viridiplantae, Streptophyta, Magnoliopsida, Fabales, Fabaceae. Gene Ontology annotation, biological process: asparaginyl-tRNA aminoacylation. Gene Ontology annotation, cellular component: mitochondrion.